GGCGUGGCCCCCAGAGGGCAUGGAAGCUCUGCACCCCUGCUCCCAUACCUCACCCUACCCAUCUCCUCAUCUGUAUCCUUUGCAAUAUCCUUUGUAAUAAACCGGUUCAAAAAGGCCUUCUUUCAAACCUUCCCCAAAGCCUAUUUUCUGGAACACUAAUAACUCAGGCAAAUUUGAGGUCUAUCAAAUGUAAAAAGUACAGACUCUACUGUGAAUCUCAGAAAUUCUCUAAAUCUUAACACAUUCAAUAGCUGAGAGAAGACUUCUGUUUCUCUUUUUCCCAGCAUUUGGGCUAAAGUGAUGAUACGAGACAGUGUCUCGUUAUGUUGCCCAGGCUGGAGUGCUGUGGCUAUUCAUAGGUGUCAUCAAAGAGCAAUGAAGCCCCAAACUCCUAUGGCCUUAAGUGAUCGUCUUGUCUCAGUCUCUAGAGUAGCUUCGACUACAGACAAGGUCUUGAUCUGUCACCAGGCUGAAGUGCAGUGGUACAAUCAAAGCUCACUGCAGUCUCAACCUCCUAGGCUCAAACAAUCCUCCCACUUCAGCCUCCCAACCAGCUGGGACCACAGGUUUACAUCACCACACCCAGGUCUGCUGGAAUUUGCUGGAGGUCCACUCCAGACCCUGUUUGUCUGGAUAUCACCAGCAGAGGUUGCAGAACAACAAAGAUUGCUGCCUGUUCCUUCCUCUGGAAGCUUUGUCCCAGAGGGGCACCCACCAGACGGCAGCUGGAGCUCUCCUGUUCCCUCUGCUAUGGCUCUUCCUCAGUAGAAACAACUGGCAACAAAAUUCAAGUUUAUGAUUCAUUCAUCAGCAAACAUGUGAGAAUCAUCUACAAAGAACCAAGAAUUGUGAGAAAGCGACCUCAAGAUACAACUGGCAACUGAGGAAAAGGCCUCAAUUCAACAAGAGCUAACAAGCUUGGGAAUUUAUUUCGGAAUCUUUAAAAGACUCUUCUGCUUACCCACCAUCUGGGAUCCACUGCAGGAAAACAAAAAAGGAAAACUUCAUUUAAAAGAAGCAAGAAGUAAAAUGGGACAAAUUGGGAAUGUUUAAGUCUCUGAAACUCUGCACUGAAAAGAAAAUAAGAUUGAUAACUUAAGCUUAACAUUCUGAGGCAUAAAGAAACAUUAACUUUGGAGUAUUCAUCUUGACUACUGAAAUACAAGUUUAGAAGACAAGUGGUUUCAUUCUGGUCACAGAUCACAGCUUUUCUUUAAAUUUAUAAUCCUAUGGGUUGGCCUCGUUGACUGUAUUUUUUAAAGGUUGCUCGUCAGUUAACUGAGCCUUGGAAUUCAUGGAUUUUCUAAAGACUAACAAAUGAAAAUAUUUUCCUGUUGAAGAAUCCAGCGGAAAUUUUACAGCAACAAAUUUCAUGUUUCUUUUGGGUAUUUCUGAGAAAAAGGAAAUAUUUAUAAAACCAUCCAAAGAUCCAGAUAAUUUGCAAAUAAAUUGGAGGUUAUAGAGGUUAUAAUCUGAAUCCCAAAGGAGACUGCAGCUGAUGAAAGUGCUUCCAAACGGAAAAUUGGACGUGCCUUUACGAUGGUAAGCGUUAACAGCUCCCACUGCUUCUAUAAUGACUCCUUUAAGUACACUUUGUAUGGGUGCAUGUUCAGCAUGGUGUUUGUGCUUGGGUUAAUAUCCAAUUGUGUUGCCAUAUACAUUUUCAUCUGCGUCCUCAAAGUCCGAAAUGAAACUACAACUUACAUGAUUAACUUGGCAAUGUCAGACUUGCUUUUUGUUUUUACUUUACCCUUCAGGAUUUUUUACUUCACAACACGGAAUUGGCCAUUUGGAGAUUUACUUUGUAAGAUUUCUGUGAUGCUGUUUUAUACCAACAUGUACGGAAGCAUUCUGUUCUUAACCUGUAUUAGUGUAGAUCGAUUUCUGGCAAUUGUCUACCCAUUUAAGUCAAAGACUCUAAGAACCAAAAGAAAUGCAAAGAUUGUUUGCACUGGCGUGUGGUUAACUGUGAUCGGAGGAAGUGCACCCGCCGUUUUUGUUCAGUCUACCCACUCUCAGGGUAACAAUGCCUCAGAAGCCUGCUUUGAAAAUUUUCCAGAAGCCACAUGGAAAACAUAUCUCUCAAGGAUUGUAAUUUUCAUCGAAAUAGUGGGAUUUUUUAUUCCUCUAAUUUUAAAUGUAACUUGUUCUAGUAUGGUGCUAAAAACUUUAACCAAACCUGUUACAUUAAGUAGAAGCAAAAUAAACAAAACUAAGGUUUUAAAAAUGAUUUUUGUACAUUUGAUCAUAUUCUGUUUCUGUUUUGUUCCUUACAAUAUCAAUCUUAUUUUAUAUUCUCUUGUGAGAACACAAACAUUUGUUAAUUGCUCAGUAGUGGCAGCAGUAAGGACAAUGUACCCAAUCACUCUCUGUAUUGCUGUUUCCAACUGUUGUUUUGACCCUAUAGUUUACUACUUUACAUCGGACACAAUUCAGAAUUCAAUAAAAAUGAAAAACUGGUCUGUCAGGAGAAGUGACUUCAGAUUCUCUGAAGUUCAUGGUGCAGAGAAUUUUAUUCAGCAUAACCUACAGACCUUAAAAAGUAAGAUAUUUGACAAUGAAUCUGCUGCCUGAAAUAAAACCAUUAGGACUCACUGGGACAGAACUUUCAAGUUCCUUCAACUGUGAAAAGUGUCUUUUUGGACAAACUAUUUUUCCACCUCCAAAAGAAAUUAACAUAUGGACAUUUUAAAGUCUUUAGUAUAAAGAAAAUUUGUAUUCAAUGUGUUAAGCAUUAACAUGUAUUUUAUUUGUGUAUCCACUCCAUCUGAUUUUUCUGAGCCAUUUUGAUUUGUUCCCUCAUUAAAAAAAAUCUCUUAAAGUUA
Molecule: messenger RNA, 2825 nt
Organism: Gorilla gorilla gorilla (western lowland gorilla)
Lineage: Eukaryota; Metazoa; Chordata; Mammalia; Primates; Hominidae
Gene: LPAR6
Product: lysophosphatidic acid receptor 6
Exons: 7
Coding region: 1540-2574 (344 amino acids)
Biological process (GO): phospholipase C-activating G protein-coupled receptor signaling pathway; positive regulation of Rho protein signal transduction
Cellular component (GO): plasma membrane
Molecular function (GO): lysophosphatidic acid receptor activity
Source: RefSeq, a predicted model, not a curated record